CAGAGGCAGCUCCAGGUUCGAGUCCGGUGGCUCCACUUGUCCCCCUCGCACACAGAUGGACGCUCAGCCGUACUUCCCGGUCCAGGCCGGGGUCGGCAUGGAGGAGAACUUCUUGUCCCUGGACGACAUCCUGCUGUCCAGCGAGAGACUUCCGGUCCGGAUCGAGUGCACCUUCCCCCGGCUCGGCUUCCUGGAGAAGUCCAGCGACACGCAGGACAUCGCGGAGGGAACAAAGAUGGAGCUUCCUCUGUGGUUGUCCAAGGGUCUGUAUGAGAAGAAGAGGAGGGUUCUGUCCGUGGAGCUGCCGAAGGUCUACCGAGAGGGCUGGAGGACCGUGUUCAACGCAGACCCCAACGUGGUGGACCUGCACAAGAGGGGGCCCUACUACUACAGCCUGGGGUCCCAGAUGCUGCACUUUGAAAGCCCAGAGAACCCAGAUAUUGCACAGACGCUGCUGCAGACGUUCAUCGGCCGGUUCCGGCGGACCAUGGACUCGUCCCAGAACGCCUACAACGAGGACACGUCCGCCCUGGUGGAGCGACUGGACUCUCUGGAGAAAGGUCUGUUCAGGUCCGGGCAGAGCGGCCUCAACGGCUUCCAGAGCUGGGAGAAGGGUCAGGCCGGGCAGCUCACCGCCUCCAGCCUGGUCCUCAACUACCGCAAGAGGAAGAUGGCCGACGGACAACACUGACCUCUGACCCCCGACCUGCAGUGGAAAGAUGUCAAACUCUCGUCAGUACUACAGUCAGUACUUCAGUCAGUACUUCAGUCAGUACUUUGGAGCACGACAGCAACAGGAUACUGUGAGAUUUCUUUGCCCAAGGAUUACAAGAUGGACAUAUUAUAAGUGUGUUUCCUACUUGUGUUGUCACUUUGCUUCCACUGAUGAGUGUUAACUAACGGGUAAGUUCAUGUUAUGAUGAAGUGGAGUGUUUCAUUAACCAGGAUCCUAAAUGCACUCUGACCUUGUGUGAGUUGACUUCCAUGUUACAAGUUACCAACUGUACAGAACCUACUUCUUCAAGACUCUUUAUUCUUAAAAUGUUCAAAAUCAAAAACCCUUCAGAGUGGACUUUUUAUUCAACAAACACCAAAUGUUUA
Messenger RNA from Limanda limanda (common dab), 1101 nucleotides. It is a transcript of the gene gins3, whose product is annotated as GINS complex subunit 3. Gene Ontology annotation, biological process: mitotic DNA replication initiation. Gene Ontology annotation, cellular component: GINS complex. Lineage: Eukaryota; Metazoa; Chordata; Actinopteri; Pleuronectiformes; Pleuronectidae. The record is from RefSeq and is a predicted model, not a curated record. The transcript has 3 exons. The coding region runs from base 56 to 691 and encodes 211 amino acids.